AUGUAUGGAUUUGAAAUAAAUCAAUUAGCUAAUUUACUUAAACAAUCUGAUCCAAAUCGAGAUGAUUCUGAUAGUGAUGAUGAUCAACCAAAGAAAAAUGCAACAGCUCAUUUUACUCCGGCAAGUUUUAUUUCACAAGCACAAAAAACUGCUAAAACUAUUGAAAAUGUGAAUGCUGAAACUUUGAAAAAACCUUCAACUGUUAAUUCAAAAGAUAUUUGGCAAAUUGAUGAAGUACCUGAUAAUAAUAUACAAAUACAAGAUCAAGUAGACAAACGACCACAACCAGAAUAUGAAAUGCAUUAUAAACAACGAAUCACAACAGAAGAUGUUUUUCUUCAAAUGGGCAAUAAAAAUCCAUCGUCAGCUAGUUGUGAAGAUCUUAUGGUUAAUAUUCAAUUACCAAAUACAAAAUUAAGUGAUAUUAUUUUGGAUAUAAAAAAGUCAUUUCUUGAUUGCCGCUGUCCGAAAUAUCGUCUAGCAUUAUCAUUACCUCAUCCUGUUGAUCCUGAUAAUUCUCAAGCAAAAUGGGAUAAAGAUAAAUGUUUACUUCAAGUAACACUGAAACUUGUUCGAGAAUAUGAUGAUUUCAAUUUUUAA
This is a messenger RNA of Rotaria sordida, 600 nucleotides long. The record is from the annotation of a GenBank genome assembly. Lineage: Eukaryota; Metazoa; Rotifera; Eurotatoria; Philodinida; Philodinidae.